This is a messenger RNA of Spodoptera exigua (beet armyworm), 687 nucleotides long. The record is from the annotation of a GenBank genome assembly. Lineage: Eukaryota; Metazoa; Arthropoda; Insecta; Lepidoptera; Noctuidae.
AUGCAAGUGCUCCAAAAAGUAGUGCAUCGUACAACCACGUCUAAUACAAACAUGUACACCAAGGUUCUAGUCUUCCUCUGCGCGGCGAGUGUCGCCUCUGCCGGUUAUCUGGAAGCUCCAGCGGCAUCUGCUGCAUACACCGCACCCGCCGUUUCCACUGUCUCCUUCUCUUCGGCUGCACCUGUGGCUACCUACGCAGCACCUGCAUAUGCUGCGUACGAAGCUGCUCCAGCUGUAGCAGCCUAUACUGCGCCAGUGUUCAGCAAAGCUGUAGCUCCAGCAGUUUCCUACUCCUCUUUCACCAGACAAUCAUCUCCUGUGACUUAUGCGGCGGCUGCACCAGCGGCGACUUAUGCUGCAUCUGCACCAUUUACGACUUAUGCCGCUGCUGCUACUCCUGUUGCAAGCUAUUAUACUGCUCCUGUAGCCACGAGGACUUUCACUGCUGCUGCACCCGCUUACCGUGCGUAUUCUGCCCCAAUCGUAACUAAGACUUUCGCUGCUGCCGAGCCUGCUCCAUUUGUUGCUAGGACUUAUGCGGCUGCAGCCCCCGCCGUCGCCUACACCGCUCCUGCCGUGGCUGCGUACAGCGCUCCAGUUGUCUCAAAGACCUUCGCUGCGUACUCAGCAGCUCCCGCCGUUUCCCACGUGGCUUAUACUGGUUUCGGAGCCAACUACGGUUGGUAA